CCCUUCCACCACACUGGACGUCUUGCGCGGGAGGGCGUGUGUGUAUUUGGUGGGAGAUACUCCUCCUCUUUCUCCUCCCUUCUCGCUCUCUCCCCCCCCCGCCCCUCCUUGCGCAUAAGCCGCUGCCGGUGCUGAAUGAGAGCGGCGGCUGAGGCAGGCGGUCGAGGGCCAGUGAGCUGGACGGGAGCCCGGUUGGCACGUCGCGCUUCGCUUGCUUUCUUCUCCUCUCCCUUUCCUCGUCAGCAGGAAUGAUUACUCAGGUGCCUUGAUGAUGAAUUGAUUACUAAAUCCACUACUUCAGAUGUAGGGCAGAAGCCUGAUGGUGUGGGCAGUAUGGACCUAAUGAACGGGCAGCCCAGCAGUGUUAAUAUUGCAGCUACUGCUUCAGAGAAGAGUAGCAGCUCUGAGUCGCUGAGUGACAAAGGUUCUGCUGAACUGAAGAAAAGUUUUGAUGCAGUAGUAUUCGAUGUGUUAAAGGUUACACCAGAAGAAUAUGCAGGCCAGAUAACACUAAUGGAUAUCCCGGUAUUUAAAGCUAUUCAACCAGAGGAGCUGUCAAGCUGUGGUUGGAAUAAAAAGGAGAAAUAUAGCUCUGCUCCAAAUGCAGUUGCCUUUACGAGAAGAUUCAACCAUGUAAGCUUUUGGGUCGUUAGAGAGAUCCUUCAUGCACAGACAUUAAAAAUACGAGCUGAAGUUCUGAGCCACUACAUUAAAACUGCUAAGAAACUGUAUGAGCUGAAUAAUCUGCAUGCCCUUAUGGCUGUGGUAUCUGGAUUGCAAAGUGCCCCCAUCUUCAGGUUAACAAAAACAUGGGCGUUACUGAGCCGGAAGGACAAAACUACCUUUGAAAAGCUGGAAUAUGUAAUGAGUAAAGAAGACAAUUAUAAACGGCUUAGAGACUACAUUAGCAGCUUGAAGAUGACUCCCUGUAUUCCUUAUUUAGGUAUUUAUCUCUCAGACUUGACAUAUAUCGACUCAGCAUACCCAUCCACAGGAAGUAUUCUGGAAAAUGAGCAGAGAUCAAACUUAAUGAAUAACAUACUCAGAAUAAUUUCAGAUUUACAACAGUCUUGUGAAUAUGAUAUCCCUGUGCUGCCUCAUGUUCAAAAAUACCUGAAUUCUGUUCAGUAUAUAGAAGAACUUCAAAAGUUUGUGGAAGACGACAACUAUAAGCUUUCGUUAAAGAUAGAGCCUGGGACCAGCACUCCCCGUUCCGCUGCUUCUCGUGAAGAUUUAGUAGGCCCUGAAGUUGGAGCUUCUCCACAAAGUAUACGAAAAAAUGCUGCAGCUGAAGGUGCAUUGCUACCACAAACUCCUCCAUCCCCUCGGAACCUGAUGCCACACGGGCAUAGAAAAUGUCACAGUUUAGGAUACAAUUUCAUUCAUAAGAUGAACACAGUAGAGUUUAAAAGUGCAACAUUCCCCAAUGCAGGACCAAGGCAUCUACUAGAUGACAGUGUCAUGGAACCACAUGCCCCAUCUCGGGGGCAGGCAGAGAGCUCUACUCUUUCGAGUGGAAUUUCAAUAGGUAGCAGUGAUGGUUCUGAACUCAGUGAAGAGACUUCAUGGCCAGCAUUUGAAAGGAACAGAUUGUACCAUUCUCUUGGUCCGGUGACAAGAAUGGCACGAAAUGGCUAUCGAGGCCACACGAAGGGCAACAGUUCUGCAGAGUCAGAAGACUUAGCUGUUCAUUUGUAUCCUGGAGCUGUUACUAUUCAAGGCGUUCUCAGGAGGAAGACUUUAUUGAAAGAAGGCAAAAAGCCUACUGUAGCAUCAUGGACAAAAUACUGGGCAGCGCUAUGUGGAACUCAGCUUUUCUACUAUGCAGCAAAGUCUUUGAAGGCAACAGAGCGAAAACAUUUCAAAUCUACACCAGCUAAAAAUGUGUCAGUAGUAGGGUGGAUGGUUAUGAUGGCUGAUGAUCCAGAACAUCCAGAUCUCUUCCUGCUUACAGAUUCUGAGAGAGGAAACUCAUACAAGUUUCAAGCUGGUAACAGAAUGAAUGCAAUGUUGUGGUUCAAACAUCUGAGCGCUGCCUGCCAAAGUAACAGGCAACAGAUCCCUGCCAACUUGAUGACGUUUGAAUGAGAAGCUUCUUUAAAAUCAGACAAGAUGACAUUUUUUUGAAUGCUGUAAUGGGUUGAGAAGGGAAGUCCUGGAGAGGGCAUGCCAGCUUAACUUCUGUGCCAGAACAAAGCCAGUAAAUGGAGUUUCAAAGCUUUUAAGUACUAAACAAAACAAUAAAGCACUAAGAGUUCAGGGAUAGAGUUGCAACAUGAACUGCUGCAGACCAUGCUGCUGCUGAAGAAUCUCUGAACUGACCUGUGGAUACCACUGCCUUAAAGAAUGAAAGGAAAACCAACAUGAAACACCAAAUAGUGUGUGUGAAACGUCUGGCGGUGCUGUGCUUUGGUUAGAUAGGUUGUAGCUAGUUUGCAUUUGUGUUAGCUUUCUGUUAGUUUUGAACUAGUUGAUUUUUUUUUUUUUUUGCAGUUUUUGUUGUGGUCCAGAGGAGUGACUACUGUAUAAGGGUUGUGUCAGGGGCAAGGUGUGCAAGGAUGUAGCUGAACAGUGUACAGACUAUACCAGCAUCCUUCUAAAAGAGCUCUUGGCUGGGCUCAGUUCGUUGGGAACACAGUUCAACUUGUUUAAGCUUAGUAUUUGAAAACUGUAAUAUAUGCAAGUUUCUUCUUCUUUCACAAAGCACUGACUGUGCAGAAAUUGGUACUGUGUGGGGAUUUCUUAACCUGCAAGUGGCACAACAGACAAACCUUUAAACUCUGCUAAACUUUUUUUGCUGGAGUUCCUGGUUGUAAAUCUCCUGAUAGAAAUACUAUGCAGGAUUCUGAAGAUCAAGCUUGGGGAAAUGUCACUGGGUCAGAACUGAGUCUUCCCUUUCCCCUGUAUAUUUUCAAACAGUCCACACUUCCUUUUUUUGAAAUAUUCCCCCAGCAAAUAUUUUGUCCUUUAAAAAACUCAUCUACAAUUGUAUUGAAAGUUUGCUGUCUACAGUACAACCCAUCUUCAUCUCUGUUCUGCGCAAUGCUGUGAUCCCUGUAUUUGCAUUUUGAAGUCACGCGUUUUAUUAAUUUCUGCACCAGACAGAGAAGCCAUUUUUGGGUUGCAUAAGCAUCAUCUUAUCAGUUCAUAGUUCUUGAAGGUAUCUCCCAAGGUAAGUGAGUAACCUAACAAGGAAAAUGACAUUGAUGGUGGGUGGGGGGAGUGAAAAUGUGAUGAAUUAAGCUAAUCAUACCCACUUCCUUGUAAAUUUUGUCACUACAUCUACUUAAGAAUACUUUUUAGACAAUUUUUGAAGAUUGUCUUGAGCUCUAAAGAUUGUUUGCACAUUGUACUUACAUUGCGAUACUUUAAGACCACUCACAUUGUCUGGGUAGAGGUGACAAUAUUUGUUUUUACCGAUGUUAAGCAAGUUAAAUUAAAGCAGACUCUGAUCUAGUUGAGAAGAAAAAUAUUGUCACCUACAGGUGGUAAAAAGGUUGUUCAGUAGGAACUAAUUUUAUUCACAGUUUAGUAUUAGGGUUUUUUAAAUUUAAAAUGUUACUGAAUGAACUACACAACCUCCCCCCCCCCCCCCCCGAAUACAACAGAGAUGAUUAGUGGGUAUAAAAGUUUCAGGAGGGGGCUGGGAGUAUAUUUCUAAGUGCUGAACUGUUUGAAAUCUUUUCCCUUUUUUUGUUCCUAUCAAAUAGAUUGAAAUGCAUUAGAUAUAUGUCCUGUUCUAUAUUUGGGGGAGUGAACAUUCAGUUCUGACCUUGCAGUGGUGCAUUUUUUCAGAGAGAUCUGCUUGUUUUGUGUCACUUUUUAGUUUACGCAUUUCUCACAAUAACCCAUGUUGGGUGUUUUGUAGACACAAGUUCAUAGCCAGCAGUAUUACUGUAUAGAAUUUGCACAACUACUUGUUUUCCAUUUUUAAAGUUACUGUGUGUUUCUUUUCAAAAGUUUUUUUUAAAUACACUGUAUAAAUGUACGUACUUUUUUUAGUAUUGUGGAACGAUAACCCUGUGGAAGUUUGGGGAUUUUUCCUUUUGAAAAGAGUGAAAAUGCUAGUGUAGAUGUUUUGCAGGCUUACCAAAUCUUUUCUUAAUGUUUUUGACAGCGGAAACAUGCAACUGAGAUCCACAACAUCGCAUGAUUCAUGUUUACUAAAGACACAGGGCCAUUUCACACUGCAGAUUUUCACAUGGGGAUUCUGUUAAGUCCUUCAAGAUCUCAUGCACCCUGUCCAGCCUCCAUGUGAUCGCAGCAUUCACAAGAUCAGUUCACUGUUACCAAAAUCUGCUUUUAGCAGAAGGGGAAGAUGGCAUGUUUGUGAAGGCAAUGCACUGCCGAUAGCCAACUUGACUACUUUCUUUCCACCAGCCUUCUCUUUUGAUCUUUAGAGUAAGUUUCAAUAGAUGGGGAAAAUAGCAUACAAAUAUAGCAAGCAGUCAAAUUACAUGUCAGGCUACUCUUAGCUCUUUUAACUGUUCCCCCCCUCCCAGGUUUAAUUUUUCAUAUGAGGGCUUUUAGGAACAUGAAAUAGCUUAUAAACUGGCUUGUAAGAAUAAUAGAAUUAUGAACAUUUCAGAAGUUUUAGCCAAUUUUCACACAUUCCGUACAUCUUUAUCUGUUUUACCUUGAAUUCAUUGAGGUCACCUUAAAACAUUGUAUACACAAUACUGAACAUUCCAGUGCUGGGUAUUUAUUUUUGUUUGUUUUUGGAGGUAGUGAUUUGCCAUGAACUGGCUUUUCAAGUCUUUAUAUUUAGAUCAACAUUUUCCUGACUUCAAAAGACCAAGAUAAGAAAAAAUAGCCUUAUCUAUGAAGAUACCAUUUAUAUUUCUCUGUUGGUAAGAAACCACUUUUUAAUGUCUACCAUGAGCUUCAAUAUAUAUUUUUGAAAUCUCAAUGACUUGAAAUUUUACAGCUCAAAGCUAUGAAUUUCAUUAGAUUUAUAUAUUUAUUUUGAAAUAGUUGAGUUUGGGGGAAAGCCUGCAAUCCAAAAAGUCUUAAACCAGUCUGUGUCUGAAUAAAGCAUAUAAUGCCACAAGUACCUUUCAGAAUUAAUCUAGCCAUACAGAUUUUAACACCAUCAGGGAUUCUUCCUACUUUAAACUUAUUUGACAGUGAUGAAUUGGGCAUAAAGCUUCUACUUUUUUUCUAGAUCUUUACACACUUCUUGCUCAAUGUAUAAACACAGUAUUUUCCCCCUAAGGGAAUGUGUUUUAUUGUUUCACAAGAACAUAAUCCAGUGAUCUUGGUGUCUUUUGUAAAAAAAAAAAACACUGAUAUUUUUAUUAAACAAAUUCAUACAACUGGAGUACAUAUAAACUAUGUGCCUGAUUUCUGUGAGCACUUUAAAAUAAAUAUAUUUAAACAGUGCUUCAGCUCCAGUGACUCGGCAUGUAUUUUGAAAAGACAAAUGAUCCUUGAAGAUUCCCAUGAGGAAUAUUUAACUCUAAAGGGCAGUAUCUGUCCUGUUAAAAAUUGUAAAAAGAAAAACCUAACUUAAAAAAGUCAAAAUAAAUUUAUCAGCUAUAGAAUGCCUUCUCGUUGCUCCCAUUUCCCGUUGCUCUCAUUUUUCUACCUGUGCUGCUUUUUCAUCACACAUAUCUUGGUUGGAGAUCCAGCCAGACUAACCUCUGUCACUCAUCUGAGCUUUCAUAAGAAAUCAGUAUGCAGUUUUCCAUUUUGAGGUAGGCUAAACUGCUUGCUAAUAUUUGAGCUACUAUCCUGCAAUGCUAGUUUUUCCUUUGGGGCUUGCAAUUGAAUAAUAGAAGAUAGGCUGAGAAAGUAGUCUGAUCUUAACACAGCCAAACUGCCUAAGGAGAGUGUUUCAAGUGAUAAAACUCCAACUAAGAGCCGGACCACAUCACACAUUAACUAUUAGAAAAUCUCCAUGGAGUCAAAAUUAUGUGCUUUAAUUCAUUGGUGAAAUGAAUACAGAUAUUUUCAUAUGUCAAUGUACAUGGUUUUCUCUCCCAACACCCCUCCUCCAAUGGGGAGAUUAUGAGGAAACGGCCCUAAGCUGCCCAUGUGAAUGAUCACCUUCUCUUUCUCUCUCUCUUUUUUCUUCUUUAUGUAUGUGUUUCUUCUUUAUUCCCUGGCAUUAGUAAUCCUCGUUUUGUUUUUUACUUUCCCUCCUACCCCAGUUUGGUAUACUGCCUGCUAUCAAAGUUUGGCAUCACUCAAACUAGUACUUAAUGACUGAUUCUCCCCCCCCCCCCCCCAAAAGCCUAUAUUUCAAAUUUUUCUGUGAUUUCUCUCCCUUUCCCCAUUAAAAAUGGCAUGUGUCUGAGAUUUAAAACUGCAGUUCAAAUAGGAAGCGAGCAGGAGAUGCUCCUUUUGAGAGGAAUAAUAUUUCCUGCCCAUCAUAGGAUGAUUGGCAUGCCAUAUCUGCAUAUGUGUGGCUUUUCUUGUCAGUGCCUUAACUACCAGUUUUAAAAGACCAAGGGGGCAGUCCACCUAACACCACUGCUAUGCAUUUCCUCACUCACACCAGUUGGGUUUUUACAGAAGCCCCAUGCAAAGCCUGAUUUAAUGAAUGGAGCUUGUGCAGCCAAAAUUCCUCAACAGUCUGUCCUUCUGUUUUGAUUUAAUAUUUAAUAUUGCUCCAGCACUGACUUUGGCCCUUAAUUUGGGCAACUUUCAUUCCAGUCUGCUAAUCACCUCUUAAAAAUUACCAUUUAGAGUUGAUUUUGGGACCAUUUCAGACAUUCAUGUUGGCAGAUGCUGUAUUCUAGGCACUUGUCUUCGCUGCCGCUGAGAAUUUGCCCUGGUCCAACUCUCAUUGCUGUUCUGCAUAGGAGUUUGCCAUUGCAAUAAAUGUCUGAAAGGGUGCUUUGAUCAUGUAGAACAUAGCUACAAAGAUGACUGCUGGGUUAUUUUCCUGACUCUGUUGGUAUCUCAGUUUCUUUAUAGGCUAGUAGCAAGCCCCCACCUCUUCUUUAAAAAAAAAAAUCUUCACCACAAUGAAAAUACUGGAAAGUAGAAUGCCUCCAUCAAUUUAGCAAGCCUAAGAUAGACUAGUUUAUAUCUGAUUUCAGUAACUAUAUAGAGAGCACAUCUUUGAAGUUCUAGUAUUUUGAUGGUUUUGGUUGGUGUUUUAGUUUUUUAGUUACUAAAGGGUACAUGUGAGGAACUGGAGGGGGUUCUGUUAAGAUUGUGUAUGCAUAAUGGAAACAAGUCUUUCACAACUUACGAGUGUGAUUACCUUUCUCUCUUACAAGUGUUGAAGUUCUUGGGUUUUGAGAGAGCUGUAUUAAAAGUAAAAAACCUGAAGGCUGCGUCCAUGAGACCAUUUGUUGUCUUUGUCCAGAAGGUGUAGGGUAAAAUGGGCUUCAUAUCUUGAGUACAUUUUAAAAAGUAAGCCUAAUUGUCAGUCACAAUUAUUACAUUUAGCUGUGACGUGCAGAAAGUAACAUUCACUUAUGUGUGUGUUGUACUGCCAUCAUAGGAAACGUUUCUCAGGGAGGGAUUGCGUAUAGAUGGAGCUAGCUACAGCCGAUAACAUGAUAGUUCCUAUAUCUGGGUGUUUAGCUGUUGUUGAACAUGCAAGGAGCAAAAGAUACACCUAAUUUUGUCUGUGUGGUGGAAGGCUCCUUGCAGUGGAGGAAUGUACUGUUCAUAGCUAGGAGGAAUGGCAGGAAUACAAACCUGUGGCCAUUUCAGUCAUAUUCACCCUAGCACAAACUAUUAUUGAUUGAGAAGCCUCCCUUCCAGCAGUUGCUCAACACAAGCCAUUUUUAAUGCCUCUUCUUUCCUGGUGACUUGAAGCACCAUUUUGAUGGGGGUUGAAUGCACUAUGACCUCUAUGAGCGAUGUGCGGUUUGGCUGCACCAUGUCCUUUUCCUCCUUCUGAUUUUUAAUAUUUUCCCAUGUGUGUGGAUUUGAACUGUGUGUUUGCAUAAGCUAUUUCGUGAUGGCUUGAAGUAUGAACUUAAGAGUAAAAUUUUCCUACUGAAAUAAAUUGCUUAAAAUUUGAA
This is a messenger RNA of Heteronotia binoei (common prickly gecko), 7985 nucleotides long. RefSeq names its product Ral GEF with PH domain and SH3 binding motif 2 (gene RALGPS2). The transcript is spliced from 20 exons. The record is from RefSeq and is a predicted model, not a curated record. NCBI's taxonomy places the organism in Eukaryota, Metazoa, Chordata, Lepidosauria, Squamata, Gekkonidae. Gene Ontology annotation, biological process: positive regulation of GTPase activity; Ras protein signal transduction. Bases 334 to 2088 code for a protein of 584 amino acids. Gene Ontology annotation, molecular function: guanyl-nucleotide exchange factor activity. Gene Ontology annotation, cellular component: plasma membrane.